This is a messenger RNA of Trypanosoma brucei brucei TREU927, 1050 nucleotides long. RefSeq names its product leucine-rich repeat protein (LRRP), putative. The record is from RefSeq and is a predicted model, not a curated record. The coding region runs from base 1 to 1050 and encodes 349 amino acids. Lineage: Eukaryota; Euglenozoa; Kinetoplastea; Trypanosomatida; Trypanosomatidae. The transcript has a single exon.
AUGUCGACAUCAAAAUCUGAAAAAGGUGAAGAAAGUUUUGCAGAGGGAGAAAGUAAUAACGAAAGUGAUGAUGACAGUGGUAAUGAUGGCGGGCAUGAAGCAAAUAAUAAUAAUAAUAAUUGCAACAAUGGAAGUGCUGAGGCCUGCACAAAAGAAGAGACACCGGUGGCACGGAACGGGAAUAAUAGCGAAUCCCCGCCACAACAAGAAGAGAAACCCGCCACCCAGUCCAGUAUUCUUGCGCUUUCUUGGUGUUGGGGAAUGGUGGAUCUUUUAAGGCUGAAAAAUUUCACAGAGUUAACAGAGGUGAAUGUUAACAACUGUGUUGACCUCGCAACUCUAAUGGGACUGAAAUAUUGCAAGAAAUUGAAAAGACUUAAUCUCCACAAGUGUACAAAACUACAAGACCUGUCGGAAGCGGGGAGUUGCUGGAGGUUGGAGACUUUGAUUGUGUGCGAAUGCGAGCGACUCGAAAAUUUGAGAGGGUUGGGGGGUCAUCAGAGAUUAUCGUGCGUCAGAAUUUCCCGCUGUGGGAUGCUCGCCGAGGUAAACCUCGACGGUACCGUAAAGCUCAAAAAAUUGUCCAUUGACGAAUGCUGGGCACUGAAAGAGGUUUAUGUAACAAGAUGUAAAACAUUAGAAUCGGUUGCACUUGUCGACUGCAGCCGACUAAAGAGUUUGUGUGGGCUCGUCCACCUGGUGUCUCUAAAAUCACUUAAUCUGGAGGGGUGCAUAAGCAUCGCGGAAAUCGGGACCUUGAACACAAAUAAUAAGUUGGAAAGACUCAACCUUGGAAAUUGCUUUAUGUUGACAGAUAUGGAAUUUCUGAAUCACUGCAUGAAGCUGAAGAGAGUGGUGGCUCUGGGAGUCCCCAUAGAUGAAGUGGUGAAAAGUAAUUUAAGGAAUAGGGGCGUCAGAGUUAUUGAUGAAAACGAUGUGGAUGAAUCAUACAAGUGUUACCAACGACAAUAUCUGGAACGGGCAUCCGUUGCGGAAAAGUCGUUACAGUGGGAGGAAAAUGUUAAGGAAAUUCUCUCGUACCCUCGUUAA